AUGAAUGAAGCAUUGAUAGAGGGAACCUUUGCGGCUUUAUAUCGCCUGCCACGCCGUCGCCUUCAAUUGAUCUUUCUCGAUGAAUUCGAUGGUCUGUACGAAAUCUUCGAAGAAUUACAAGAUGAUCCUCACUGCAACGGCCUGGACGACGACCGAUACCAACGGUUCCUUGGGCCUGUUCCAUCUCACAUUGUUCGAGCAUUUGUCAGGUUGGAUGAAGGAGAGCUUUCUAAUGAGGACGCCUUCACAAGAGAUCCACUUGAAACACCCUUGAUCCAAAUUUAUGCUCUCUGGAGGUCUUCGAUUAGAAGUCUUCACACAUUCCGACGUGCAACCUUCGCUUUCUUGGACUCUCUGAUUGUAUCCGACGCGACUGCUGCCGCCGCCUCGCCCGACGGUGAAGCUUUGGAAUGCCAAAUUUGUGCCGAGGACAUCAUUCAACCUGGACAGAUCAUUCUGCAACUUCCCUGUCACCCCACCCAUCUCUUUCACCGCGAAUGCCUUCAACUAAUUUCAAUCCUUUGCUGUUGCAGCCCUGGCUUGUAUCGGCCGACACCUGCCCUGUUUGCCGGGCUGUGCUUGUUAUGCUUCCUCGUCAGCAGCCCGCCCCCCACCUGA
This is a messenger RNA of Puccinia graminis f. sp. tritici CRL 75-36-700-3, 618 nucleotides long. RefSeq lists its product as uncharacterized. The record is from RefSeq and is a predicted model, not a curated record. The transcript has 2 exons. Lineage: Eukaryota; Fungi; Basidiomycota; Pucciniomycetes; Pucciniales; Pucciniaceae. The coding region runs from base 1 to 618 and encodes 205 amino acids.